AUGCAGUACUCCAUGAUCAACGUUCAAAAGUUGGCCCUUUGGGGCGCAUUCAGCCUGAUUGCUGUAAAGGCUCAAACCGAUGACCUUCUACCUGGAGAUGACAGCGAAGCUGUCUGGAAACCGAUGGGAAAGGUUGAUCCCUGGUAUCUGCCCGCCGAUGUAGUUGACGGUGGCGACAAAGAUGGCUCUGUCCUCCAAAAGGCUACUGGUAACCGUAUCCGUUGCGGUGUUGUUGGCUACGACAAGGAAGACAAAAUCUGGAUGAUUCCCGCCAACGGCAACUUCGACCAGGUCGGCUACAUUCUGCCUCGGGGUGGAUAUGAUUCAAGGUCGGACAAGUCUAUCGCAGACUGCGUACUGCGAGAGUCAAAGGAAGAAGGAGGUCUUAUUAUCGAUAUCAACUCGUUGAUCCCCCUCGGACUCAGCAAUGGCGGAGCAGUAUACUGGUACAAGGGAAAUGUUACUGAAACAGUCGAGCCGACCGAGCCCCGACCUAGACCACCAAAGGGCUUCACAGUCGACGAUACGCGCGCGGAGCUGUUGAAGCCUCCGGGAAAGCCGGCAAAGAAGGCAGACAUGCGCCAAGCAUUCCACAAUUCGGCUACAGCAGAUGAAUCUACCAGAUAUGAGCUCACCUUCACGGCAAAGGAGGGCAGCGCAACUGGCGGCUCAGACUACUCCGUGAAGGAUCUUGGACGUUGGAAGGCGAUCUACACCGAUGGCUUCACAAACGGCGAACAAGCUAUUAUGAAGGUCCUUUGCGAUGUUUACGGGUACAGAAUUGUUGCCAAUGAAGCGUGGGCAAGCCAGGUUCCCCUCGGCCUCAGUCUUAGCUCGGUCAUUACACAGCUUUGGACAGCCACGACAUUGGAUAUCAACGAGGUUACGUCCAUCAAGUUCUCCGAAAUCGUCGACCCGGCGACCCAAACCGCGAUUAGCAACGCACGCACUGAGCUUGGAGAGAGUGCCGGAGGUUUCACUACGACUAAUGACCUCGGUGAGACGAAGGGCUGGAACACCUUGAUGGCUAGUCCUUACGGAGUGGUGGCUUCAGAAGUGGCUAAGGCGGUUGGCAAGGGAAUCGCGGGAAUCUCUGUAACAGACGGCAACCCUUCGGAGAUACUAUUCACACUAGAGCAGUAG
Messenger RNA from Colletotrichum abscissum, 1143 nucleotides. RefSeq lists its product as uncharacterized. The coding region runs from base 1 to 1143 and encodes 380 amino acids. Lineage: Eukaryota; Fungi; Ascomycota; Sordariomycetes; Glomerellales; Glomerellaceae. The record is from RefSeq and is a predicted model, not a curated record. The transcript is spliced from 2 exons.